Molecule: messenger RNA, 3977 nt
Organism: Linum tenue
Lineage: Eukaryota; Viridiplantae; Streptophyta; Magnoliopsida; Malpighiales; Linaceae
Source: the annotation of a GenBank genome assembly
GAUAUGAUUUAACGAGAUUGUGUUUGUAAUGUAAAUGAUGAUAAUGUGAAUAAAUCUAUUGCCCUAUAUUUUCCUAAUUGUGAUACUAAUACGUAAGUAAUAUCAAAUGCAAAUAAUUAUAAAAUAAAUAUCAAAUGCAAAUAAACAGAGAAGGGUAAAUUUGGUAAAAUAGAACGGUAAAAAGGAAGAGAGUGAGAAGGGAAAUAAAAGGGGCAGUGGAAACUGAAAAUGACUGCAACUGCUCCCUUUUUUCUUUUCCUUCGUCACCGUCUCCUUCUCCCUCAGCUCUUCACUCUGUGCCUGACCUCUCAAAUCCGCUCCACCUUUCCUUCUUCAUCUCCCGCUUCAUCAUUUCAUCAGAACCUCUGCUUCCCUGCUACCCGUGGCUGCUUUGACCGUCUCUUCUCACUCACGACAUUCUGUGGGAAAGUCGGGCAGCCUUGAUCUGGUAUGCACUUUCUCUCCCACCUUCUGGUUAAGCCUUCCCUGCCGAAUCUUCAGUAGUUGGGAAAGAGUAGUCAAACCCAGAGGUUUUGGGGGGUUCUGAUUUCUGGGUCUGGUGUCUGGUUCAAAUCUUACUUUUGUUUCGCCUCUUAUAGUUAAGUGGGCAUGGUGAAGAAAGAGGAUGGCCCAGGUAAUUCUUUGCCACCGUGCCAAAUUCCACCUACUGGUGGGCGCAAAGUGUUCUGGCGCUCAGCAUCCUGGUCCUCUUCCAGGACAGGGCUCCAAAAUCCAGGAGGUGAUCAGAAAGACUGUGUCAUGGAUCCUAAUGGUAAUAAUGUUGGUGGCUGUGAAGGUGGGCAAACCCGGAGGUAUCCUGCCCCCUUGACUCCAAGGUCUCAACAUAAUAGUAAAGCACGGUCCUGCUUGCCUCCUUUGCAGCCGUUGUCCAUUGCCCGGAGGAGUUUGGAUGAGUGGCCUAAAGCUGGUUCUGAUGAUCUGGGCGAGUGGCCAAUGCCGUCAACUCCCAGUGGCAACAAGACGGGUGAUAGAUUGAAACUUGAUCUGUCAUCAAUCGAAAAAAGCCAGGAUAGAACUUGUGGGUCAGUGAAGAGGGAUAGGAUUGCUGUGUUUGAUAAAGAAUGCUCGAAAGUAGCAGCACAUGUGUAUCUCGGCGGAGAUGCUGUGGCUAGAGAUAGGGAUAUUUUGAAACAGAAUGGGAUUACCCAUGUCCUGAAUUGCGUUGGGUUUGUUUGUCCUGAGUACUUCAAGGCUGACUUUGCUUACAAGACAUUGUGGUUGCAGGAUAGUCCUUCGGAGGACAUAACAAGCAUUCUAUAUGAUGUAUUUGAUUAUUUUGAGGAUGUCAGGGAACAUGGUGGGAGGGUUUUUGUGCACUGUUGCCAAGGUGUUUCACGGUCCACAUCAUUGGUAAUAGCAUAUCUUAUGUGGAGAGAGGGUCAGAGUUUUGAUGAUGCAUUUCAAUAUGUCAAGGCAGCAAGAGGAAUUGCCGAUCCAAAUAUGGGUUUUGCCUGUCAGUUACUACAGUGUCAAAAGAGGGUUCAUGCUUUUCCUCUGAGUCCAAGUUCGUUGUUGAGGAUGUAUAGAAUGGCUCCGCAUUCGCCUUAUGAUCCUCUCCAUCUGGUCCCAAAAAUGCUGAAUGAUCCUGUACCAUCUGCUCUUGAUUCUAGAGGUGCCUUCAUACUUCAUAUACCCUCUACAAUAUAUCUUUGGGUUGGUAAGAAUUGUGAAGCCAUAAUGGAAAGGGAUGCAAGAGGAGCUGUUUGCCAGAUUGUUCGUUAUGAGAGGGCUCAGGGUCCAACAAUAGUAAUCAAAGAAGGAGAAGAGCCAGCAUACUUUUGGGAUGCAUUUUCAAAUUAUUUACCUCUCAUGGAUAGAUCUCGCAAUGGAGUAGACGCAGAAUCAUCUAAGAUUUCCCCUGGGGACAGGCGGGUUGAUGCUUAUAAUGUUGACUAUGAGAUGUUCCAGAAGGCUACUAAAGGUGGUUUUGUACCCCCUGUUUCAUUAUCUGGAAAGGAACAUGAAACCCGGCUUCCUGCUAGAGAAAGUAACUGGAGUAUGCUCAGGAGAAAGUUUGCCCCUGUUGAUACGAAAGAGUUUGUUUCUGCCCCCAGGACAUUUCUCUCUCGUGUAUAUUCAGACACUAUGAUGAUUGUCCAUUCAUCAUCACCUUCAUCAUCUUCGUCAGCAUCAUCUUCAUCUUCUUCACCUCCUUACCCCUCUCCAGAUUCCACCACUUCUUCUGAUUCUAGCACAAGCUCAAACUUCUCGGAGUCCUCUCCUGAUUCUCCUUCACUAGCUUCUUGUUGUUCUCUUCCUGUGUCUUCAACUUUGUCUAACUUUUGUGACUUGACUGUUGCCCCAUCAACCCAACCGUCUCUUAAGAGCCAUGGGUCUGAUGAACAUGGUGUGAUUGUUCCAUCUCAAAUGAGUUCUCAGGUUGCGUCUUCGCCAUCCAGGAAGUCAUCACCUUCACUUGCAGAGCGUAGAGGUGGCUUGUCAAAAUCCUUGAAGUUGCCAAUGACGUCUGAUAAGGCGGCCAGUGUGCCAGCUGGUUCUCGUUCAAGCAAAGAUGGUGCUAGGUUAGAUAACAAUGGCUUCUCUUGGUGUGUUUCAGAUAGUGUGGAGAUUGUUUUAGAGUCUAAAGAAAAAGAUAAAGGAGUUCAGGUUUCAACUCAGCAGUCUAAUCUGAGUGCAAACAGUGUAGUUGAUGCUAACUUGUGUCACAAGGAAGCCAGCCUCUUAAAAAAUUGUGAUAAACCUGGUCACAAGCAUUCUCACAGUGAAGGAAUUGAUAGUUCCAGGGAUGAAAUAGUGUCAGCAGAGUGUGGCCAUGUAAAACCUCUUGCAUACCGCUGGCCCUGUUUAGAGAGGAUUUCACCAUUUAGUAGGGAUAGUUUGGAUUGUAAUGCAGCGUUUGGAGUAUUGAUGCCACCUAAAUUGGAUAGGGAUGUAAGGAGGAUUCUGUACUUUUGGAUAGGCAAGUCCUUUUCAUGUGGUAAGAGCUUGAUUCAGUUAGAAUGCAGCCGAGAUUAUGUGGAUGUACGGGAUAUUGACUGGGAUCUGGUUGGUUGUCAUUUUUUAAAUCAUGUCGGACUUCAAAUGGACGCUCCCAUCAAGGUGCAAGUCGUGAAGGAAGGAGAGGAACCAGCUGAUUUUCUUGCGUUGCUGGGUAGUGACUUGUAGCACACCCUGGAGGUGAUAAGUAACCAAUUUAGUAUAACUAGUGAUUUGAUUAUCUUCAGCGGGCUGUAAUUUUUUUGAGGGACAAGAUAUCUGGAACUAGUAUGAACUCCUGAAGCUAAAACCAUGAGGUGGGCUAAGCAGCAGCGACAACAAGUUGAUAUCUUUUCUUGUUUUGGCUAAUCGCAUUGUGCCGCCCUGGUUGUAUGUGUACAUUGGUAUAGCUGCGGGAGCGUGCGUCGUCCCCUUCCAUAACUGCUUCUGGAAUUUGCCCUCUCCUUACAAGACACCAGACAUGUUUCUUUGCCCAUGUAUAUUCAUUCCCUUGUUACAGAACUGUUAUAUUAGACGCUUUUCUGAGUAGAAACAAAAAUAGAACCGAAAACCCAUAUUCAAUUUCAUUGAAAACUUUCCUGCUCUGUCGCUGCUGCUUGAUCAAAUACACUUUGAAGCUCCUAAACUUUAGCAUCGUUUGUAUUCGGAGUUUCCUGAACUUGUAUAUUGUCUAUCUGCAGCCUUCUUUAUAUGGGUUCCCAAUGGACCUGAAAUUGGCAGACUUGUGCCGAGUUCAGCUAUGUUGUGUCUCUCUAACGAAUGAGAGGAUGAUCCAAUGGCCUCAGAAACACGGUGGUGAGAGGUGUGUCGGAAUGCAAGGAGGCCUUCAGCAACUUCAGAGCCUGCACACAAAAAGAAAAGAAGUAAGCCAGGGAAAAAAGAAGGAAAUGCAAUCAGGUAUCGUCGUCUGUUUGAAGACAGUGAACACUUUCUUUGUUUUUUGGUGUGGAAAAAUGAUCAAAAUGAAACCUCAACCAAUAAUAAGACAAAAAGAUAGC